AGCUGUUUUUUUACAGCAGGACUCACAGCAUUACAUCAUCCUCAGAAACCUCCAGAAGACCCCUGAAAGAAAGGUGAUGGAGGAUGCAUGCCAAGAUACAGCCAGAAAACCAAGUCUAAAGAAAUCUGAGCUUUUUUUGUUGGAGCAAAAUGCAGUACCAGAAAAUCUGCCACCGCCAACAGAUAAAUACAAAUUGAAGUAUCAGCAGUAUGAAUCUGAAAUGAAAGAGGAAUAUAAACAUUACUCUCAAAGAGUUGCAGAAAAGAAAGCUCAUAAAAUCCAGACUUCUGAACCUCCUGGAAAAACAGAUGAGAAAAAGGAUUUACAGCUUGAAGGUAAAACAGAUGAUGAAUUGACAGUUCUUGAUGAGAAGGCACUUCUACAACAGUGCUAUGCAAGUAAACCGUACACAGUACAGCACAGUAUAAGAAAACUGGAAGCUGAAGAUGUAGCAGCAGAGAGGAAAAAGCAAACAGUAGUGGAACAAGUGAUGAUAGAUCAAUUAUCUAGAGCAGUGAUAAGUGACCCUGAGCAAAAUGGAAAGGCAGAUGCUUUUGAGAAUGAUUCUGUUCUUCCAGGAUUAAAUACAGCACCUCUUCGCUUUAGGAAAAGAACAUUGCAUGAAACAAAAAUAAAGACUAGGUCAGCAUUAACUGAAAAUGUGCUUUCCAAUAAAUUACGCUUUGAUGGUAGAUUAAUAUCAAGAAAUGGGCGUGAUGCUUGUCGAGAACUAAUUGGAUUUUACUUUGCAUAUGACAAAUCUCUGACUGUAUAUGAAUAUCGACAGUUUGGUAAAAACAGAACAAAUGCUUUACCUUUUAUUCAGAAAGGAAUUUAUAGUCAUCAGCGGGGACAAAAGAAAGGAAAACAAUACUGCCUUAGUGACUUCUGUGUUGGCGCAGACCUAACUUUUUUGAGCCUUCAGCAUCCUAGCCUUCCAGAAAGUAUUAAACAGAAGCCAGUAUUUACAAUCCGUGUCACAAAUAUUGAUGAAACUGCUAGAGCUUUUCUCAAGACUUCUGGUAUGGAAAAUGAGGAACAUCCUAUCAAGCAGGAAAGUGAUUGCAGGAGUAUUUUUAGGACUGUUCAAGGUAGGCUAAGAGAAAAACUAAGUAAGAGAGGAGUUCGUGUUGUUACAGGAUUAGGAAAGUACUUCCGAGAGUUAGACAGAAAACAUAAUGGAGUUCUUUCAAAAACAGACUUCAAGCAAGCAUUGAAAAUGUUUCAUUUAGAAGUUCCUGAAGAGGAUUUUGAAUCUCUGUGGUCAAUACUGGAUGACAACAAUAAUGGUAACAUUGAUUAUACUGACUUUACUCGUGCCAUUCUUGGAGAAAUGAAUGAAUAUAGGAAAGCAUUUGUCAGAAAAGCUUAUAUGAAGCUGGAUUACAACAAAACUGGCAGUGUGCCUAUGAUCGAUAUCAAAAAAUGUUAUUGUGCUAGAAAACAUCCUCAAAUCUUAGCAGAUAGUGCAACAGAGGAAGAAAUUAAAUCUGCAUUUCUAGAAACACUGAAAGAUGCCUGCAGCAAUCCCCAUGAAGUUUCAUUCUCUGAAUUUGAGGAUUAUUAUGAAGGAUUAAGUAUUGGAAUUAUGGAUGAUGAAGAUUUUGUUAAUACAUUAAGGAAUCCUUGGGGAAUUUAAAAGUGAAGGAAAUAACACAUUGACAGUAACAUCUAGCUUGAGAAAUCAAAUACUAGAAUUUGAGACAUACUAGCCUUUGAAUGAUAAUUUAAUUGAUUGACCUGAAUAGUUUAAAGAUAAUAUGGUAAACAUUUGAAAUGUUGUUUGUUCAAAUCCAUACAUAUAAACGUAUGUAUUUCCUAUAAGUGCAGUCUUUACAUACUUUUGGAUCAAAUUAUAACAUUUUUCUGCAAGUCAAAGUACUACUAGAACAACAUUCUAGAUAAAGAAGUGUAAAGUUUUCUAAAUCUGUGAACUGUAAAACUUAUAAAAGUAUAUAAGUAAUAAAAAAUAUGAGAGAGAUAUAAUUGAUACAUUCUUGAUAGUCUUAACUGAAGUACAGCCAUUAAACCAGUGGGAUUAACACAAGUGUAGAUUCACCAUUCAACUGUUGAUUCAAUAAAUUUAUCCUAUUGAUAGGAUUUAGGCCUAUGAUGUAUGUUUUAGUGAAUUUGUAUAGAUUUAGCCAUGUUUACUUGUUAGCAGAGCACAUAUACAAAUGUGCUGGUUCUAUUGUAAUCCUCUACCUUUCUCUGACAUUCCAUGCUACAAAAUUUAUCUGCAACUUCUCAGUUACCCUAGUUGUAGGUUCUUCCAGUAUCAUACAAAUUUUUUUAUUUAUAUGUUCCUUGUGCCUUUUAAAAGACUACCUUGAAAGAUAAUCUUGUUGCAGAUAAUCCAGGAGAGUCUUGCUAUAGCAGCUAGACUGUAGAAAAAAAAAAAAAAAACUGGACAAUGAGUUACAUAGUUAAGAGUAACUAUUCUCAUAACCUUUUUAAAAAAAUUUUUUUAGUUCACUAGAUUCUCUGUUUAGAUUUUAAAAACAGUUUCUUGAUUAUUGUUAGAUUUACUCCUAUACCUUACCU
Messenger RNA from Sceloporus undulatus (fence lizard), 2544 nucleotides. RefSeq names its product calcyphosine 2 (gene CAPS2). The record is from RefSeq and is a predicted model, not a curated record. NCBI's taxonomy places the organism in Eukaryota, Metazoa, Chordata, Lepidosauria, Squamata, Phrynosomatidae. Gene Ontology annotation, molecular function: calcium ion binding. The transcript has 15 exons. The coding region runs from base 77 to 1639 and encodes 520 amino acids.